UUUGUCUAGUAAUAUUAAAACUUUCCACUAGUCCAUCAUUUCAAAGCUUUUUUUUUUUGUUGAAGAAAUGGGAGUAACAAUACAUGCGAAAUCGGACUCAGAGGUUACUAGUAUUGACGCAUGUUCGCCAAGAAGAGCACUGUAUUAUGUUCAGAGUCCAUCACACUCUCAGCAACAUGAUGUUGAGAAAAUGUCAUAUGGAUCUAGCCCAUUUGGGUCACCAACUCAUCACUACCACUGCUCUCCCAUUCACCAUUCACGUGAAUCCUCUACUUCUAGAUUCUCUUCUUCUUUGAAAAAUAAUCAACUAGCUGUCUGGAAGAGAAUACCCGGAACUAAUCAUGACGAGGAUAAUGAGGCUGAGGCUGAAAACGGUGAAGAUAUAGACUAUGAUAAUCAUAGCAGAUCUGUCAAGUUCUAUGUGGUCUGCUUUCUCUUUUCUUUUAUUGUGUUGUUCACCAUCUUCUCUCUCAUACUUUGGGCUGCUAGUCUACCUUACAAACCCAAAGUCUUUGUUAAGGGUAUGGUUAUUGAAAAUUUAAAUGUACAAGCAGGAAUAGAUGGUACUGGGGUACAAACGGAUAUGUUGAAUCUAAAUUCAACAGUGAGGAUAUAUUAUCGGAACCCAGCGAGUUUUUAUGGAGUGCAUGUCUCAGCUACACUACUUGAACUUCAUUAUUACAGGCUCAAGCUCGCCUCUGGUCAAAUGAAGAAGUUCUAUGAGGCAAGGAAGAGUAAGAGGAUUGUGGUGGUGGUUGUUCAAGGCCAUCAAAUUCCAUUGUAUGGUGCAAUAUCAGUUCUUAGUGAUGCUAAAAAACAGAUUCAGAGUGUGUCUCUACCUCUCAACUUAACAUUCCUAGUAAGAUCAACAGCGUAUAUAUUGGGAAGGCUUGUGAAGCCCAACUUCUCUAUUCAUAUCUCUUGUCAACUAACUCUUAAAGGCAAUCACCUAGGCAAACACAUCAAUUUGACCAACUCUCAUUCUUGUACUUAUUCAUGAAUUACUUCUUUUUCUAUUUUUGUCCACUAAUUCAAAUUUUUCUUUUUACAUGA
Messenger RNA from Solanum pennellii, 1053 nucleotides. RefSeq lists its product as uncharacterized. Bases 68 to 1000 code for a protein of 310 amino acids. The transcript is spliced from 3 exons. Lineage: Eukaryota; Viridiplantae; Streptophyta; Magnoliopsida; Solanales; Solanaceae. The record is from RefSeq and is a predicted model, not a curated record.